AUGUGCCUGUGGAAUGAGUCUAUUAAAUUCAAAGCUGGAUGCUGCAAGAGCGGAAGGGGCUGGGGCAAAUUUGAGAAUGUUUUGGGAAGUGACAGUGAUGGAGCAUGCCUGAGUAAUCAAAUCUCCCCCCAAAGCUUGAGCGAGGAUGCAAAACAGGAAAAAGGGACUGGACUUGUUUGCUCAGAAGAAGAAGAAGAAGAAGAAGAAGAAGAAGAAGAAGAAGAAGAAGAAGAAGAAGAAAAUAAAACGAGAGAGAGAAUCUUCCUUGCUAGAAACUGGCACUUUACGACCAAAACAACCUUGAAUAUCCACCCACACGACGAGCCCCACCACCACCACCACCACCACCACCACCAGCCCCCCCAACCAGGCAGCGGGAGCUACCGACAGACGCACAACGCAUCUUCAACAAAUCCCGACAAACAGCCGCUGCCCCAUAUUGAUCGCCGUUUCAGAUCGCUGUUUCGACGAGUCUUCUGA
Messenger RNA from Macrobrachium nipponense, 480 nucleotides. RefSeq lists its product as uncharacterized. The record is from RefSeq and is a predicted model, not a curated record. Lineage: Eukaryota; Metazoa; Arthropoda; Malacostraca; Decapoda; Palaemonidae. Bases 1 to 480 code for a protein of 159 amino acids. The transcript is spliced from 4 exons.